Messenger RNA from Cajanus cajan (pigeon pea), 1808 nucleotides. RefSeq names its product protein ABIL1. The record is from RefSeq and is a predicted model, not a curated record. Lineage: Eukaryota; Viridiplantae; Streptophyta; Magnoliopsida; Fabales; Fabaceae.
GUUUCUAAAAAAAUAGGCGGUGCAGUUGUAAAAGGAAAAUAAUACUCAAACACCUUAUGCUACAUGAUAUAUUAAGAAAAGAAAUAAGAGAUUUUUUUUAGAAAAAAUAAAGUAUAUUUAAAGUCAUAAAACUAUAACUUCUGGUUGAGAGGGUACACUACAUGACAUAGAAGUUAAACUCUAACACUACUGUUUUAUUUCUACAAAAAGAAUUAUUGUUUUAAAAUUAGAAUAACAAAGCAAAAGGUAUGAAUGUCUUUAGAAUUUAAAUUGCCGUUCCGUUACGAGUUUGCAAAUUACAACAGAGGACAUAAUAAUUCUUAAUUAAUUAAUUGUGUUGGGUGAUUUUCGGUUGUAAUGAAAGGAGUGUUUGGAAUUUGACUGUGUUGUCUUUCUUCCUUGUGACUCUCUCUUUCAGUUCUUCAAUUUGAUCUACCUGUGUUGCUUUUCCCACCAAACCAAACAAAUAGCUAACAUUAAUGUUCUAGUUUUUUUUUUAUGGAAUAUCGCGCCAUGACAUUCGACGAGGUUUCCAUGGAGCACAGCAAGAGCUUCAUCUUCGCCUUGCAGGAACUUAAGAACCUGAGGCCUCAACUCUAUUCUGCUGCAGAGUACUGUGAGAAAUCUUAUCUACAAAGUGAUCAAAAACAAAUGGUACUUGACAACCUUAAAGAUUAUGCAGUAAGAGCCCUUGUUAAUGCUGUUGAUCAUAUGGGAACUGUGGCUUACAAGUUAAGUGACCUUCUUGAGCAGCAAACAUUUAAUGUCUCAACCAUGGACUUGAAGGUCUCAACUCUGAAUCAGAAACUUCUUACAUGCCAUAUUUACAACGAUAAAGAAGGUCUUCGACAACAGCAGUUGUUGGCUUUCAUUCCUAGACAUCAUAAGCACUACAUUUUGCCAAAUUCCGUCAAUAAAAAGGUCCAUUUCAGCCCACACAGAAAGAUUGAUGCAAGACAAAAUCCAUUUCAAACCAGAACUCAUCAUUCUUCAGGUACCCCUAUUUCAAAAACUCUUUCAUGGCAUUUAGCUUCAGAAACUAAGUCUACCUUAAAAAAACAGAGUUCACGCGCUUCAAAAUACACCAAGGGCUCAAAAUUUUCUGCCAAGACCUCUGGAGUUUUCCACCUUUUAGAUAGUGAAGAGAGGAUGUGGAUGAAACCCUCAUCAGCACAACUUCACUUAACAAAUGGAGUUCCUACUUCUAGUGCAGCUACCCAAACUUUGGGUGUCACAGGCAGGGAUGCAUUGAAAGGUUCCAAACCAUUGACAACGUUUGGGUCCUUUGACGAUCGAAAUGGACGUGGAGCUGUCCAAGUUCACACUCGCAGUAAAAGUGUGCUAUCUAGUUUCUUUAUCAUGCAAAAGGCAACUAAGUUGGUGAAUGCCGGUUCUGUCUUAUGAUACCUCUCAAGGCAAAUGCAACCUCAGCAAUGUGAGGAUCGAUGUCACUUUGUUUUUGAUAAAAAGAGGAGUUUAAAAAACAACUUUGACAUACCCAAAUGCUUAAUUCACUUUUCUUUGACCUUGCGUUCACUAAUGAACAGAAUUACAUUAGUUUAUAUUUCUAGUUCUAAUCUUUGAAUAAUGACAGUGUAUAGUUGUAGCCGGUAUCCCGUAGUGAUGAUGGUCUCAAUCUUCUGCGCGCUACAUUACUCAAGAGUCAAGAUAUAAACUUGUGAAUCACUGAAUUGUGUGAUCUAUAGAUAUCGUUGGAGAAUUUUUUGCACCAUAUAUACUUGUUGUAUUGAUACUGUGAAAAAGGUUUGACUUUGUUGUCUUGUGAUGCUCCGUAAAAUUUUCCAAAA